Lagopus leucura (white-tailed ptarmigan) is the source of this 7741-nucleotide messenger RNA. It is a transcript of the gene DENND5B, whose product is annotated as DENN domain containing 5B. The transcript is spliced from 24 exons. The coding region runs from base 1 to 4074 and encodes 1357 amino acids. The record is from RefSeq and is a predicted model, not a curated record. Lineage: Eukaryota; Metazoa; Chordata; Aves; Galliformes; Phasianidae. Gene Ontology annotation, molecular function: small GTPase binding; guanyl-nucleotide exchange factor activity.
AUGAGCGGGAGCGGCGCCCCCGGGCCCGGCGCGGCCCCGUGCCGCUUCGCCCACUACUUCGUGCUCUGCGGCAUCGACGCGGAGAGCGGGCUGGAGCCCGACGAGCUGGCAGUCUUGUACAAAUGGCUAGAAGCAGAUCUCCAUGGCAAGAGCUCAGAUACUGCAAACAAAGCCUCAGGAGAGAAUUUCGAUCAGAGUCCUUUAAGAAGAACCUUCAAGUCCAAGGUUUUGGCACAUUAUCCUCAGAACAUUGAGUGGAACCCCUUUGACCAGGAUGCUGUCAACAUGCUAUGUAUGCCCAAAGGGCUGUCUUUCAGGACACAGGCUGACAACAGAGAUCCACAGCUGCACUCAUUCAUAAUCACCAGAGAAGAUGGCUCUCGUACCUACGGGUUUGUGCUCACCUUCUAUGAGGAGGUCACGAGCAAGCAGAUCUGCACGGCCAUGCAGACUCUGUACCAGAUGCACAAUGCUGAGCAGUACAGCAGCGUCUGCGCCUCGUCCUCAUGCAGCAUGGACUCCCUGGCCAGCAGCAUCGAUGAGGGCGAUGCCACCUCCCUCGCCAAGCUCCAGCGGUACAACUCCUACGACAUCAGCAGGGACACGCUGUACGUCUCCAAGUGCAUAUGUCUCAUCACCCCUCUGCCCUUCAUGCAAGCCUGCAAGAAGUUCCUGGUCCAGCUCUACAAGGCGGUUACCUCCCAGCAGCCGCCACCGCUGCCCCUGGAGAGCUACAUCCACAACAUACUCUAUGAGGUGCCCUUGCCGCCCCCAGGCCGGUCGCUGAAGUUUUAUGGGGUUUAUGAGCCCAUCAUCUGCCAGCGACCGGGACCCAAUGAGCUGCCACUCUCUGACUACCCGCUGCGGGAAGUCUUCGAGCUGCUGGGGCUGGAGAACCUGGUCCAGGUUUUCACCUGCGUUCUGCUGGAAAUGCAGAUCCUCCUGUACUCGCAAGAUUACCAGCGCCUGAUGACAGUUGCAGAGGGGAUCACGACGCUGCUGUUCCCAUUUCAGUGGCAGCACGUGUAUGUUCCCAUCCUUCCUGCCUCCCUCCUGCAUUUUCUGGAUGCUCCAGUUCCCUACCUGAUGGGGCUGCAAUCCAAGGAGGGAACCGACCGCUCCAAGCUGGAGCUGCCACAGGAGGCAAACUUGUGCUUCGUGGACAUCGAUAACCAUUUCAUCGAGCUGCCAGAGGAAUUCCCCCAGUUUCCCAACAAGCUGGAGUUUAUCCAGGAAAUCUCCGAGGUCCUCCUUCAGUUUGGAAUCCCUCCGGAGGGCAACCUGCACUGCAGUGACAGUGCCACCAAACUCAAGAACCUGGUCCUUAGUGACUUGGUGAACGACAAAAAGAAUGGGAACAUCCCUGGCAACACCCUCAACAUGUACGAGCUGCUGAAAGGCAACGAAACCAUCGCCCGCCUGCAAGCUCUCGCCAAGAGGACAGGCGUGACGAUGGAGAAGAUGACCAUCACAGCUCCCCUCGCAGAAAAAGAGAAGGAUGUAAAGUUGCAGUGUGAGGAAGUGGAGCUCAGGGACUACAAACUGAACGUGCAGCUCCGUGAGGUGUUUGCCAACCGCUUCACACAGCUAUUUGCAGACUACGAGGCAUUCGUCAUCCAGGCUGCCCCCGAUCUGGAGUCGUGGCUGACCAACAGGGAACAAAUGCAGAACUUCGACAAAGCUUCCUUCCUCUCGGACCAACCUGAGCCUUACCUCCCAUUCCUAUCGCACUUCAUUGAGACGCAGAUGUUUGCAACCUUCAUAGACAACAAGAUAAUCUCCCAGUGGGAAGAAAAGGACCCUUUUCUGCGAGUUUUUGACUCUCGAAUUGAGAAAAUAAGGCUAUAUAAUGUAAGGGCCCCUGCACUGCGGACAUCCAAUUAUCAGAAGUGCAGCACUCUGAAGGAAGCAGGUUGCCUGUCUAUUCGGCGUCUAGUUUUGGUAGAUAUUGUGGCACCGGAGCCUCAUUUUCUGUCUCUUGAAAUGCAGCAAGCUGAUACCCAGUCCAUUGAGCAGCGGCUGAUGAAGAUCGAUCACACGGCCAUCCACCCGCAUUUACUUGAUAUGAAGAUUGGCCAAGGGAAAUAUGAACAAGGAUUUUUCCCAAAGUUGCAAUCAGAUGUCUUAGCAACGGGACCUACCAAUAACAACCGCUGGGCCAGUCGCAGUGCCACCACACAGCGGAGGAAAGACCGCCUCCGGCAGCACUCAGAACACAUUGGGCUGGACAAUGACUUGAGGGAGCCCUCGGAGGAGCUUUUGCUUCGCCAGAACUCAAUGGCCUUCUGGGAGUGGGACCAGGGGCCGCCCCCUCCUGCACGGCCUCCUAAAAAAUCCUUCUCUGAAUGCUGCCUGAAAUAUAUGCAGGAGGCGAGGAGCUUAGGAAAAAAUUUGAGGCAGCCCAAACUCUCGGACCUCUCUCCGGCUGUGAUUGCUCAGACCAACUCGAAAUUUGUGGAAGGGUUGCUGAAGGAAUGUCGCAUGAAGACUAAACGUAUGCUGGUAGAGAAAAUGGGCCACGAAGCAGUUGAGCUGGGACAUGGAGAAGCCAAUAUUACGGGACUGGAGGAAAAUACAUUGAUUGCUAGUCUCUGUGAUCUGCUAGAAAGAAUCUGGAGUCAUGGUCUGCAGGUCAAGCAGGGGAAAUCUGCUUUGUGGUCCCAUUUACUUCAGUACCAGGAGAGAGAAGAAAAGCAAGAACAUAGUGCAGAGUCCCCAGUUGCUGUUGGAACAGAAAGACGGAAGUCUGAUACAGGAAUUACUCUGCCUACUUUGAGGGUUUCCCUGAUACAAGAUAUGAGACAUGUUCAGAACAUGAGUGAGAUAAAGACUGAUGUGGGGCGAGCCCGAGCCUGGAUAAGGCUUUCUCUGGAGAAGAAGCUUUUGUCUCAGCAUCUGAAGCAGCUGCUUUCCAACCAGCCACUUGCCAAGAAACUUUACAAGCGUUAUGCUUUCCUGCGCUGCGAGGAAGAACGGGAGCAGUUUCUGUAUCACCUCCUCUCACUCAAUGCUGUGGAUUACUUUUGCUUCACAAGCGUCUUCACCACAAUUGUGAUCCCUUACAGGGCGGUGAUAAUCCCCAUCAAAAAACUGAGCAAUGCAAUAACCACAUCCAACCCGUGGAUUUGUGUUUCGGGAGAGCUAGGAGACACGGGCGUCAUGCAGAUUCCUAAAAACCUCUUAGAAAUGACAUUUGAGUGCCAGAAUUUAGGAAAGCUGACGACUGUUCAGAUUGGUCAUGACAACUCAGGGCUGCUGGCCAAGUGGCUGGUUGAUUGUGUCAUGGUCAGAAACGAAAUAACAGGACACACAUACAAGUUUCCCUGUGGGCGAUGGUUGGGAAAGGGAGUUGAUGACGGCAGCUUGGAGCGAAUCCUUAUUGGAGAACUGGUGUCCUCCACAUCUGAUGAAGAGCUGGGAAAGCAGUGCCGUACUCCACCCCAGCAGAAGUCUCCUACCACAGCUCGGCGGCUGAGCAUCACUUCUCUCACAGGAAAGAACACCAAGCCAAACGCAGGACAGAUCCAAGAGGGAAUUGGAGAAGCUGUGAACAACAUUGUGAAACAUUUUCACAAGCCAGAGAAAGAGAGAGGGAGCCUUACCAUCCUGUUGUGUGGGGAGAAUGGCUUGGUUGCAGCACUGGAGCAGGUCUUCCACCACGGAUUCAAAUCAGCUCGUAUUUUUCAUAAGAAUGUCUUCAUCUGGGAUUUCAUAGAGAAAGCUGUUGCCUAUUUUGAAACCAGUGACCAGAUUGGAGACAACGAGGAGGCCCUUUUGCUUCAGAGAUCGUCAUGCAAAACCUUCUGCCAUUAUGUGAAUGCCAUCAAUACAGCUCCAAGGAACAUUGGAAAGGAUGGCAAAUUCCAAAUUCUGGUUUGCCUGGGGACAAGGGACCACUUGCUGCCCCAGUGGAUCCCCUUACUUGCAGAAUGCCCACUCAUUACAAGGAUGUACGAGGAGAACGCCCUGCUACGGGACCGCAUGACUGUCAACUCCCUGAUCCGAGUCCUGCAGACAUUGCAAGACUUCAACAUCGUCCUAGAGGGAUCGCUCAUUAAAGGAGUGGAUGUUUAGCAUGGCUUUGCUGAGAACUUCAUUAUUCCUUUCCCAAGCAAGCAAACCACAACUGGGAGACCUGUCGGGACUUGAACGCGACGGCAGCGCAUCGCUGCAAGGCACCGCUGCUGGCUCCCAUGGGAGCAGGAAGCCCAGUUUGUGCUCCGUCGGGACUGUCCUCUAAGGCUGAGGAAAGCUAAGAUGCAGUAUUGUAGUUUAUUUGAAACAGAAAUUUAGUAUAAAAUAGAGUAUUUUCAUGUGUUUAGAUGUGUGUAAAUAUGCUAUCUUCUUUAAGAAAUUAUAUUACUCUAAGAAAGUUUUCUUAGACUGAAUGUUCUUGUUCUGACUGUGAGUAGCUUAAACCCAGGGGAGGGGCUGGGGAGGGAAGGAUUGCGGUGGGAAGGGAUGCUGCUACUUGCUUGCAAGGAAGAAGCCAAUCAACGUGUAAAUACGGCGCAAACUCAGCAGGGCUUUUUUCAGGUAUUGCAAAUGAAUACAGCAAAUAUCCUUAUGUAGCCAUUGUGAUUGUCUCACUCUUGGAAAUGUUAGUGUAUGUUGUUUAUCCUGCUGUACAUGGUCUCCCUUUAUUUUUUUGUUUGUUCAGAGACCCAGCCCUUUCAGUGCACAGAAGUUGUGAAUUGUCUUUUUUUUUUCUUUUUUUUUUCUGUAAAGGUCUUUUGUGUCACUUCUGUUGAUCUCCAGAAGAGGACACAGGAGCUGAAAUGCUUAAACACUGGAGAUGUGAGGUGCUGAGCCUUGGAGCCUGAGACCUGAUAAAGUGGUACUGGAGAAGGGAAACGAUGGCUUGUUGGCUUGCUUGCUGUUGCUCCUUGUCUCUCUGUAUGUUCUGGUGGUUCCCCAUUACCCCCAGCCAGCUUGUGUUGUGGAUGGCUUUUUUUUUUCUUUCUCCCUCUCAUCUAGAGGAAUUUGGCUCCUGCCAAAUUCUUGCUGUACUUGAGAGAAUCAUUGCUGCAGACACCAAUGUUGCUGUGAUACUGAGCUGGUCUUGAAAUGCUGACAGGUUACUAGUCUUCCUUUAUCCCACAGGACAAGUGUUCCUAGAAGUACAGGACCUUUAAUUAUUUUGGUGGUUUUGUUUGUUUGUUUAAUUAUCCAGGUACAAAAAAAAAAAAGGGAAUGAUGUGAAAGGAGAAAAAUGCUGGUGUUUUGAGCAUCUCCUACAUUCUUUCCAGUUAACGUGUUAGUAACACAGUGUGUUUGUAUAGCUAUGGUCCUGAAGAGGAACGAGGAGCAACUGAAGUCUGCAAAGCUAAAAAUUUAGCAACGGAUUGCAUUUAAAAUUAUCAGAUGCCAUGCAGCAAACACAAAGUGUAUUUUCCUUGUUUGUGGUUUGGGAGUUGUAAGAGUCUGAGGGCACCGUUAACUUCAUCUAGUUCCAGUUGUGCAGGUUAGUUUAAAUAUAGGUGUCUGCUGGAACUUGUUUACUCGCUUUGAUCUUGGCCGUUUUGUCAGAGGAUUUCCUGGAUGUCUCACAGCUGGAGCCGUAAGCUGUGGCUUGGGGAAGCCCUGAGUGGUAUUGUAAUUGUCUGCUGCUGGCUGUGCUUGCCAGCAGCAUUAGGAGGGGCUUUGGAAUGAUGGGCAGCAUCACAUCUCAGCACGGUGCACACAUGGUGGAGCAAGGGCAGAGAGCUAAGAAAAGGGAAAGAAGAUGAAAAGUAGGGUUUGCUCUCUCACCUGCCUCUUGUCAAGCUGCUCUCCUUUCCUGUGGUCCUUUGACUGCUCAGUUCUUCGAGCAGCAUUCUUGGUGUUGAAGGUUUGCAUCACAUUCCUGGCCAGAAGGAAACUCUUCAUGUGACUCCAUUUCAAUAGAAGGGAGAGUUUUAUGUUAUUGGCUGGUUUUGGUUUUGGUUUUUAAGGAAGUAAAAAGUCAGGAAGUCAUUGACUGUAACGGGAGUUCCAGCUUCUAAUUACUGUUCCUUCCUCCUGUGCAUGGUGAGCAACUAAUGUUAAGGCUGUGAGCGGUGGUGUGAGUUGGCAGCCAGAGUCAACUCUGUGACAUCUCUCUUACGUUUCCAGGAGGGUGAAAUUCAGGGUGUGAGGGUUUUCUGAGCGGCCAGACAAGUCUGCUUAAAGUCCACAGAAGAUACGUGACAACUUUACAGCAGCAAUUGAAAAUGUGUUCCCCUACCAGUAAAUGAUACGUUUAGCACCGGAAGCUGCGUGGCAGAAUUAUUUGGUAAUGAUUGCUUAGGCAAUGUUUUGAUUUCUUAUACAGCUCAGGCAUUUUAUGUCUAAUGACUGCUAUAUAUGACUUUUUCAUGUGCAGCCCAGCCUAAGUGGCUUUCAUUUAACUGAAAUAACAACUUCUUUAGUGCUUGGAUUUCUUUGCAACAGCAUCUGCAUUUUCUAGCUGGAUACUUCUCAAAAGUACACUGCUGUGUGGCUCUCAGAUUAGUAUUUAUUUAUGACUUAAGCAGUCAUGACAUUUGCCCAACAUGACGUGGGUUACGUGCGAGCAGGAUAAAGUAGAAACACAGGCACCUCUAAAGGUCAGGAAUGGGUGAAUGUACGCUCCAAAAAGGGCAGUAAGAUGAGGUAUUUCUUAAGUUAAAAUGAGUCAAAACCUGAGACAUUUGAAAAUUCAAAACAGGGACUUUCCCUAUUUCAAACUACAUUAAGGAACCUUUAGCACUUAUCUUGAACAUGGUUUCACAUCAUCUUUUUUAGCGAGCGUUGACUUGUUUUAUGUCAAGUUUCACAUCAGAUUAAUAAUAUGAUAAAAGUGAUGUCUGUCUAACAGUUCUUCGUAGGCAAUAAAGCACCCUAAGAUCUGCUGAGGGGUGCGGCAGAGUGUCCCUGCUUCUCAGGAGAUGGGACAUUUGACAACCUUGGGAGUACGAUUCUUCAUAGGGAGUUUUUAUUCUGUCAUGUAUGAUGUUUUUGUUUUUUUUUUGUAGGCUACCUUGUUUGUUGGAAACUGUGAGGUUUUCUCUGUAAGGUUUACAGAAAUCAUUCUGCCCACUAGAGUGAGAAACCUAUCAGGAUCCUUCUAAGCUAACGCAGUUCUUACUUCAGUGUUAAAGCACCUUCAUUGGUUGAGAAAGGGAAUCUGGGAAAAGACCAAAGCUCUGUGGUAUCUGCUUUUAAAAAACAAUUUCUACCUAAUACCUGUUUGCAGAUGUCUGAGUUUGCGUAGUCCUGUUAUCCUCACAUCUGGCAUGGUGACUGGGAAGAGUCAGAGAAUCCAAUGCCUCACUGUGUACAAAACCUGUAUUUAUAAUUCUCUGAAGCGAAUGCGGUUCUGCUGUCUAGUGACAAAUCUGCUCAUGUUUAUUCUGAGUUGGCAUGUGUAAUUAGGAAUCACUGUUCAAAGCUGUCUUUUUAGAAUAGUUGUGCAAAGGCAUAUUUGAGACAAUUCCUUCUUUCAAUCAAAUGAAGGUGUGCAUCUUACGGGGAAAUAUUGUGUGUUACACUUGAGAUGUACAGAUGUGCCCUGUAUGGCUUCAAAUGACCCUUCGGUGUCUCCAUUAAGUAUAUUUUGUCUUUACAUUACUACUAACUGAAUAAGAACUGGAUUAUUUUCAAGACAACAUUAGUAGAAGUAUUGUUCUAUCAAGCACUUUAACAUACAUAUCACAAACUGACAUGGGUUUUUCAGGUUUUGAAGUACAUUGAAAUACAGCUUUUCAUGCUAUGUCCUUUACAAAUAAAACUGUGAGAAUAA